CAAAAAAGAAGACACCUAUCAAUCAAAGUCACGCAAUGACGUGAUCAAAACGAAAAAAAAAUUCAAAAAAUAAACAAAAUUAUACAAAAAAAAUGCUAAACUGCACCAAAGGCAGUUUUAUACAUACGAACAUCAGAACAUAAUAAACGUCAAAUUGAUCCGUUUCAGUAAAAUGGGGAAACCAUCAUACAUGUAUACAGAUACGGAAUCUGAAGAAACAUCUUGCAGCUCCAUUGAGAACACGAAGAAGAAGAAGAAAUUUUCCAUCCUCAAAUACACUAACGGCAAUGUGAAGAAGAAGAAAUGCAAGAUGCACAGCAAGUCGGAGCCUGAGGACUCGGACUACCACAGCCGGAGCCGCAGCAGUCAGCGCGUGCGGUACAAGCUGCCCGGCAUCCUGAAGAACGGGAAUGUGGAGAGGGAUCGGGAAUCAUCUGAGGAGGACGAAGACAGCGAGCCGAUACAGCCGCGCUCUCGGGACAGGUACCUGGUGGGGCGGGUCCCACGGCCGGCGGGGGCGAAGCCCGGCCGAGGCGGCGGCGUCGCCAUCAUCGUCAAGAAGAAUAUCAGUACCCUCCAAGGCCAGCAGAGUUCCACAAACAGUGCUAAGCGUCGGAAGUCAUCACAUCGACGGCUGUCAAAGAAACGUUCUUACUGAUUACCAGAUUUUGUAUAACUGUAACGACUUCGCACGCAUGGACGGAGGUCGGCGCGGACCGGCCAGUUACCGUCAACGAUAAUUGGUAUAUUCUCAUAAUUUUUCUGUCAUGAAUGAAUAGUUUUAAUAAACUUGUCUAUUUAAUUCAGGA
This is a messenger RNA of Trichoplusia ni (cabbage looper), 809 nucleotides long. RefSeq lists its product as uncharacterized. The record is from RefSeq and is a predicted model, not a curated record. The coding region runs from base 173 to 658 and encodes 161 amino acids. The transcript has 5 exons. NCBI's taxonomy places the organism in Eukaryota, Metazoa, Arthropoda, Insecta, Lepidoptera, Noctuidae.